AUGUAUUCUUUAAAAACCACAUCCUCUCCACCAUCCUCUCCACCAUCAGCCUCAUCCUCUGCUUUUACAACCACAAAAAUUGAUAAACCUUCCCUGCCUCCUACCACACCAAGAAGGAAGUCCAUAGUAGUGUCCGAUGAAGUAAUAAUCAAUAGUAUUGUUACCGCCUCAUACAAACAAUCAUCAUCUGAUCAAAUCAAUGGAAAUCGUUCAUCGUAUUCUUCAAUAAAAAUAAAUCCUCAUACUAAAGAAAUUUUUGUUGAACCUUCUCUUGCUGAAGGUACUCCCCUAUUAAAAGUUUCCGCAAAGAAGAAAAAACAAAAGAUUUUUAGAAUCGAUGUAGGUCAAGUCAACAUCGAAAAUAUCAAAGAGCUUCGGGUUGGUGAAGCAAUAAGAAGUUAUAGAGAACAAUUUAAGCUCAGUGUGGACUGUGAAUCACGAUGGUUCACUAUUGUUUAUAUUGAUUCAGGAAAAUAUAAAACACUUCAUCUUGUUGCUCCAACACCUAAAUUGUUUAAUACUUGGGUGGACAACUUGGAGAAACUUUAUUUGCACAGAAAAGAUUUAAUGGGUGGUUUGGGCCAUUUGAGAAAACGUCAGGCUGUUUGGUUAAAACAACAUUGGAAACAAGCGAAUAAAGAUGGCGAUUCAAAAUUAGGGUUUGAUGAGGUGGUUAGAUUGUGUCGUCAAUUAAAUAUUAACAUGUCAAAAGCAUCUUUAAGAAAACAAUUUGAUGAGUUAGAAUAUGAAAAUUUAUACUUAAAAUUUUGUAAUAAAAAUACAAAAGAAAUGACAUUAGAGGGUUUUAGUAGUUUUAUGAUGUCAAGUGAUAAUCCUACAUUUUCAUCAGAACAUGCAAAAGUUUAUCAAGAUAUGGAUCAACCUUUAUCACAUUAUUUUGUAGAUUCCUCUCAUAAUACAUAUCUUCUUGGCCAUCAAUUAACAGGUGAAUCAUCCGUAGAAGGUUAUAUACGCGUAUUACAAAGAGGAUGCAGAUGUGUUGAAAUUGAUUGUUGGGAUGGGCCUGACGGACCUGUAGUCACACAUGGUCGUACUUGGACGUCUAAAAUUUUAUUUCAAGAUGUCAUAUCAGUUAUUCGCACUUAUGCAUUUAAAGCUAGUCCUUAUCCACUCAUUUUAUCACUUGAAGUUCAUUGUUGUAUUGAACAACAAGGCCAAAUGGCCUUUAUACUAAGUAAUCUUUUAGGAGAAAGCUUGGUCACUAAAUUCCUAUACGAUAAUGAAACAACGUUACCAAGUCCUAAAAGUUUGAUGCAUAAAAUUAUAUUAAAGGGAAAACAUCUUCCAUCAGAUGCUCCCGAUGAUUUUUUUGGUGAUUCUACUACUGAUACUGAAUCAGCUACCGAUAACGAAUCAGAUGUUGAAUCAUCAAAAAAUGAUAAAAAACCAAAGGACAAACCAAAAAAGGAAAAAACUCGUGUUGCAAAAGCGCUUUCUGAUUUAAUAGUUUAUUGUUCAGCUACCAAAUUUAGAGGAUUUGAGUAUCAUCGUGAAAAUUCAUCAUACUAUCAUAUGUCAUCUUUUUCUGAGAAAGUUUCCACACGUCUUUUAAAAUCAGAAAAAUCGGCAUUCAUUCGACACAACACAAAACAUCUAUCACGGAUUUAUCCUGCAGGUUUUCGAAUAAAUUCAUCAAAUUACGAACCACAUCAUCAAUGGAUAGUUGGUAGUCAAUUGGUUGCAUUGAAUUGGCAAACAUUUGACCUUGGAAUGCAGAUUAAUCAAGCUAUGUUCGCUGUGAACGGUAGGUGCGGAUAUGUUCUCAAAUCAGAUAGAUUACGUAAUCCAGAUUUAUGUUUAUCAUCGGAUCAACCAAAACCAAGAACCUUAUCAAUAGAGAUAAUUUCAGCUCAACAGCUUCCCAAACCAAAAGAAGCAACUAAAGGAGAAAUAAUUGAUCCGUUCGUUGAGGUUACGCUGUUAGUUCCAAAUUCUGAGGCCGUAAUAAAAAAAACUAAAACAAUAUCAGACAAUGGAUUUAAUCCAAUAUGGAAGGAGAAGUUAUCAUUUACAAUUGAAUGUGAAGAAAUUGGCCUGGUUUUUUUACGAUUUUGUGUUUUUGAUGAGGAUGUUAGAACGAAUGAUUUCAUAGCAUAUUAUUGUACACCUUUAACUAGUUUACAAAUGGGUAGGAUGUGA
Molecule: messenger RNA, 2160 nt
Organism: Entrophospora candida
Lineage: Eukaryota; Fungi; Glomeromycota; Glomeromycetes; Entrophosporales; Entrophosporaceae
Source: the annotation of a GenBank genome assembly